AUGUCUGCCGGCGAGACCAUCACCGCGCCCAAGCGGCCCAGCAAGCAGCUGCGUCGCCUCAGCUCUCAAGAUGCCACCAUCAACGCCCUGAACAUGCGUGGGCCAACGGUGGUUGUGCCGCCAAAGCAUCUCAUGGCUCCCAGCAACGCCCACGAAACCGCGGCUGCCUUUGAGAUGGCCAGGCUGGAGAUUGAAGAUGUCACAGACCCAACCUCUGAGCCUGAGACCCCUCCAGACACGCUCGUUACGGACAAGUUUGCAUUCGCCUUCGACAUUGACGGAGUUCUCAUCCGUGGCGGACGACCGAUCCCAGAGGCCAUCGAGGCCAUGCAAGUCCUCAAUGGCAAAAACGAUUACGGCAUCAAGAUCCCCUACAUCUUCGUCACCAACGGUGGGGGCAAGACAGAGCAAGAACGCUGCAUCCAAUUGUCGAAGCAGCUCGACAUUGAAGUCUCACCCGGACAGUUCAUCUGUGGCCACACUCCCAUGCGGGAAAUGGCUGAAAAGUUCAAGACUGUGCUUGUCGUUGGAGGCGAAGGCGAGAAGUGCAGACACGUUGCUGAAGGCUACGGCUUCACGGACGUUGUGACGCCUGGCGAUAUCAUCAAGGACAACCCAGAUACCACUCCUUUCCGAAAGCUCACGGAAGAGGAGCAUGGCAACUCUAGGGAGAGGAAUUUCGCUGAGACCAAAAUCGACGCAAUCUUUGUCUUCGCCGACAGCAGAGACUGGGCUGGCGACCAGCAGAUCAUCCUCGAUUUGCUCAUGUCGAAGGGAGGCUACCUGGGAACUCGGUCUGAAAACUUCGACGAGGGCCCACCGCUCUUCUUCUCGCACAACGAUGUCGUUUGGUCGGCCUCUCACGAUCUGACUCGUCUCGGAAUGGGCGCUCUCCGUCUUUCCAUCGAGGCUAUGUUCAAAGCAGUCACCGGCAAGGACCUAGAAACCACCGCUUUCGGCAAACCGCAGAUUGGCACGUUCCAGUUCGCCACCAGACUCUUGCAGCAGUGGCGCAAGGACACGCACGGUAUCGAUGCGCCACCAGAGACCGUGUACUUUGUUGGCGACACGCCUGAAUCAGACAUUCGUGGAACUAACCAGUUCAACGAGGAGUCCGAAAACACCUGGUAUUCCAUCCUCGUCAAGACCGGUGUCUACGAGAACGGUACCACGCCAAAGUACGAGCCCAAGGCCACUGUCGACACCGUUUUGGACGCCGUCACGCACGGCAUCCACCGCGAGAACCAGCGAGAGCAAAAGAAACUGCUCAAGGACGCCCUCAACAUCACGGACAGCAAGCUGAACGGAAGUGCCAUGUUGUCUCCAGACGCUUCAAAGCACAACACCAACCCAUUGGACCAGGCUGCCGUCGCAUAA
Molecule: messenger RNA, 1377 nt
Organism: Zasmidium cellare ATCC 36951
Lineage: Eukaryota; Fungi; Ascomycota; Dothideomycetes; Mycosphaerellales; Mycosphaerellaceae
Exons: 1
Coding region: 1-1377 (458 amino acids)
Biological process (GO): glycerophospholipid biosynthetic process
Cellular component (GO): mitochondrion
Source: RefSeq, a predicted model, not a curated record